AAUAUCCGUGUAAUUAAUGGGUUUCAGGUGUAUGCCCCUUUAUAAGCGCCCUCAAAAUAGUAUAACGGGAUUUAGACGUCUAAAUGUGGUGUGUGGUCUAAAUAACACGGUCAAUUGCGUCAAUUAUCUUUACUUAUUUGUGAUAUUGUUUCGUGUACGAAGCUCCACGAAGACGGGAUUCAUCAUCUUCUUAACGUUACAUGUUUGAAAUAAAAAACUGUCUGUGUUGUCUCGAUGAUUAUGAACACGGUCUCCAUUUAACAGUUAACCAUACUAUAAAAAAUAACUAUUCUAUCAGUCAUAUAAACUUGAAUUACGAUACAUGCACUUGCACCAAGGCCAUGCUUCGAAAAUAAGACUUACUCAACAUAACUUUAGUGUGAUGAUACUUAACUUACGGACUAAAAAUGCCGUAAAGAAGUUUGAGAGUAAGUUCACAGUCCUAAGUAAACAUCCAUGGGGACAAAUCACCACUGUGUGAUUUUAACCAAUACACCUUUAUUAAUCAAACAAAGAAAGACGCAGUUUGUCUGUCCGCACAGGCAAAUAAUUCAGUCAACCGUGUUACGUAAAACGCGCGACGCGCCGGGGGCCUUGCGUUCACGUUGUCGCUCAUAAAAUAUGGCGUCGUAGGAAGUCUGUUGUUGUCCGAAAGAAAGUGGCAACACACGGAUAUGAAAAGAAGCGCUUAUGUAGUGAGAGCUGCAAUUGGGACAGAUAGGGUGAGAGUGGUUAUGACUAGCGAUGUUGAGGUCUACGGGUUUCUUCCGUGGGAUCGACUGCCCGUUUUAUUGUGAGACAAAUAAAGGGAAAACCGGUGCAGAUGGGUGCAGUAGACCCUACUGUCACUUCAGACACAGCAAACAAAGACGAGCCUCCUCAGGGAUAUACGACAUCGGAAAGACAAAACCGCUUUCAGCGAACCCUACCGAUCAAGGUUAUGAUCCAUUCAGUCCAGAGGUUGUAAGACCAAGAGAGCAAUAUAAUGGAGAGCCACCAUCAAGCCUGUCGGCAGGUCCGGAUGUGGAUCUGGGCACCAUGGAGCUGGAAUUGGUCAAUAGGGCCAUUGAGGCUGUUCGCACUGAGAUGGAGAGGGACAAGAAGAAGCUUUCUCGGAUUGGAGAUCAGGAAUAUGAGCCCACCACUAGCACUGUUAAGAGACAAAGGCCCACUGCUGCAUCAACCCAUCAGGGCUACGAUCCUGGAAGUUACCAAAUGGGCCAAGCAAAUGAAUACAACCCAACCCCACGCUCCAGUAAAUACACUUUGGACUCUGAGAACAGCGGUAAAAAUGCUAGUGCUUUGGAAUAUGUGCCAACUGUUGUCUCUAAAACAAGUGUUAAGAAGAAACUACCUACGCCAUCCCCUUACGUCCUUCCAGCCCCAGCAGCCUCCUCCAAGCGUAAAUACACGCUGGAUAAUUCCAAACCUUCAUCGGACAUGGAGUACGACCCUCUCUUGAACUACUGCGCUAAGCCGGCUCUUAAAGAACAGAGGACAUGUUCAGAUGGAGAGACGAGAAAGAGAUUUUACCCCACAGAAAAUCAAGAAAAGAAUGAGGAAUAUGUUCCAAUGGCAAAGAAACCAAAGUCAUCAUCCAUCCCAAAAUACACUGCUAGUUUCUCAGAAUCAGACGAGGAAAGUUCGGGGACGGAGUAUCGUCCGACAUCCCUGAGCCGCUUGCAGCUCAAAGGGAUCAAUGCGGGCUUAAAACCGGAAAAAGCAUCAGGAGCACAGGGACAACAAAGCAGGCAGGUGCCUAAAACAGAGGAAAGUUUUUCCCAGAGCGAAUCAGACGAGGAAGUAGAAAGGACAGAGAUUAAGACAAAUGUAAAAAAGAAAAGUCUGCCGAAAAGUAAUAAACCUGAAAAAGCGAAAAAGGAUGAAAAAGAAUCACCUAAAAAGACUGCCAAUCAAAAAGAAAAACAAGAAAGUGCAAGCAGGGACAAAACAUUGAAAAGUUCAAGUAAGGAGAGCGUAAAGAUUAAGAAGAUCCAAAGUAAGCAUGUGGAGGGGAGCGGUAAAUCUAAAGGCAGCUCUACGGAGAAGGUCCGGAAAGAAGGUGUGGUGGUAAAGAGCAGCAAGACACCGGGGAAGGUGAAAGGUGAUCCGUCUCACAGGGAUAAAGACAAAGGGAGUAGCGAAGCCAAGAAGGCCAAAAUUGACAAACCUGCAAAAACCGACAAGGAACCAACCAAGUUCAAAGACCAGAAGAACGGAAGACACGAGAGCAUCAGCAGAGACAAAGACAAAAAGAAGAGCAGCAGCAAUAAAGAGAAAAUUAAAACGAGCAGCUCGGAUCAAAAAGGGGCAAAAGAGACCAAACAGAGGAACUUAAGUCACGUCGACCUGUUCGGUGCUGAAAGCGCCGAUGAGGAUGAUGAGGACGACGAGAGGAUUGUGAGGAAAUCGGCUUCUGCUUUCAAACUGGGAAGCUUCAUGAACCAUACAAGGAAAAUUGAAGUUGCAUCAUCAUCGGAAGAUGAUUUUGAUGAUGAUAAUGGCGGCAAUGAUGAUUACGAUGCAGUGGACUACUCCUGCCUACAGGGUGAGAUGGAGUACGACUCGGACCCCAUGGAGGAGUGCCUGCGGAUAUUUAACGAAUCCAAAGAGGUGAAGACAGAAGACAAAGGAAGGCAAGCCAAGCAGCAUUCAACGGAGCAGCUGGAAGAAGAUAAUGAAACGGAAAGCACUUUAACUACUCUCUUUCCUGGCCAGAAAAAGAGGGUUUCACAUUUUAAGUCUCAAGGAAAAUCAGAGGCAUCACUGAAAGCUGCACCGAUGCCACAGCGCAGGCUCACAGCGCAGGAGAUCUGUUUCCAGCGCAUGCAGGCGGCACAGCAGCAGGCGGCACAGCUGGCAGCCGCAGUUAAGAGCGCGUCAGCUACCACCAAUCCAGUUCUGGGGCUGUCUGGAGAGAAACGACGGGUGGCACACAGGCCAAAUGCCUCCCUGGCCUCCCCAAAAUCUGGACAAGCUGAUGCCAGCAGUCGGGUUUUGUCACCCACGAGACCAGCGACAGAACGGCUUUCUCUUAAAGCUCAUACAUCAGUUGGCAUCUUGUCUAAAACCACAUCCACCACAGUGCAGAAAAGAGUGGCUCACACCCCCACCAUGAAUAGCUCCACCAUGAAGCGACCUGUCAUUCCGGCUGAAUUUGGGGCCAAGGUGCCCACUACCGUCCGCCAACGUUACCUCAACAUCUUCAUAGACGAGUGUCUAAAAUUCAGCCCCUGUGAACAGGAUGCAUUUCAGAUGGCUUUGGAGGAGGAGAAGGUGGUGUAUGACAGGAGCACCAGUAAAAACAUUUACCUGAACGUUGCUGUGAAUACACUGAAGAAACUCCGCAGCAGGAGCACACCUGUCUCUCCUGCCCUCAAGACCCCACCAGCAUCAGUGAAAAGAAAAGUUCAGUCCCACGAAGAAAUGCUCGGUGGACGGCUCGCUGCCACAACGAGCUACACCAUCAACCGCUCUGGCAAACAGCAGGAUCUGAGUCUUAAAGGUGCCAUUCUUUACAAUAAAUUGAGGAAGUAUAUUAUGACAGAGGAGCAGUUGCAGGAACAUGGCUACCCCAGACCACAUCCUGAGAACUCAGGUCACGCUGUGGUUUAUAACCUCCCGGAAAAGAAGAACAAUGACCCUUUUGCCAAAGUCUGUUGUCGAUGUGGUGCUGAGUACAAGAUAAAUGCCAAUGGUAGCUGUGUGCGUAAAGAGGAGUGCAUUUACCAUUGGGGGAAACUGCGAAGAAACAGAGUUCCAGGAGGUUGGGAGACACUUUAUAACUGCUGUUCUGGGGCAGUUGCUUCUCCUGGAUGUGAAGUUGCAAAACAACAUGUACAGGAUGGACGUAAAGAGUCUUUAGAUGGUUUUGUGAAGACCUUCAGCAAACAAUUAUCUGUUGAUGGAAAUGGAGGCGUCUUCGCUUUGGACUGCGAGAUGUGCUACACAAAGCAAGGUUUGGAGCUGACCAGGGUGACUGUCAUUAACGCUGACCUCAAGGUUGUGUAUGACACGUUUGUCAAGCCAGCUAGCAAAGUAGUGGAUUACAACACGCGGUUCUCAGGAGUGACGCAGGAAGAUCUGCAGAACACCACCAUUACUCUGAGAGAUGUUCAGGCCGUGCUACUUAGCAUGUUUAGUGCCGAGUCCAUUCUGAUGGGACACAGCCUUGAGAGUGAUCUCUUUGCCCUUAAGCUGAUUCACAGCACUGUUGUAGACACAGCCAUCGUGUUUCCUCAUCGUCUGGGUCUGCCCUACAAGCGUGCCCUGCGUAACCUUAUGGCUGACCAUCUUAAACGCAUCAUACAGGAUAGCGUUGGUGGCCACGACUCUAGUGAGGAUGCCCGGGCCUGCAUGGAGCUCAUGGUAUGGAAGCUUAAAGAGGAUGCAAAGGUGAAGAGAUGACCUCCGUUUCCAAAGUCAUGACCCAAAAGGAUUUUUGACGAACAGACAUACAUUGAGAAAAGAGUUAGUAAAGCUCUUUGCAACAGGGUUGAACGGCGCUUGUGUCACACGUUCUGCGCCAUAGUAAAUGAUGUGGCACGGAGAAAGAUCGUCAUGGGGAGGUGAUCUGUGGUGAUGUCAUAGAUGGCAAAACCCAGACCAGCAACCAAAGCUUGUUUCCUAUCAACACAAUCUGUGAAAGAAGCAACCCUAACUCGUAUCAUUCUCAAGAAACCCUCGUUAUGGCCCUCGUUGCCAUUUUCAGUUUAAAAUUGAGAACUUGUUGAAAAGAUGGACGUUAGUUUGGUAGAUUUUGAUUGGCCUUUUGUUAAGUUAAAAGAAGUAUUCUAUAUUUUUUGAUAAACGUCUCUGUCACCUCAUCAGUAUUUUAUGUUUCAAAGACUCUUCCUCCAAAUCAUCAACGAUUUGAUCAUUUUUGUUGUGAUGUGGCUGCAGGCGUGUGAAUGAAUGUGUUGCACUCUAUGGAUGUCUGUGGUUAUCAAAUUUGGGAUUAAAUCCACUAUACUUGAAAUCA
Messenger RNA from Misgurnus anguillicaudatus (oriental weatherfish), 4981 nucleotides. RefSeq names its product REX1, RNA exonuclease 1 homolog (gene rexo1). The record is from RefSeq and is a predicted model, not a curated record. Gene Ontology annotation, molecular function: exonuclease activity; nucleic acid binding. Lineage: Eukaryota; Metazoa; Chordata; Actinopteri; Cypriniformes; Cobitidae. Gene Ontology annotation, cellular component: nucleus.